AUGGCCCGGACGGCCUCCUCGCUCUUCCUGGCCCCGUCUCUCUCCCCUUCAGUCGCCGCCAAGCCGGCACCCCUCUUCUCUCGCCGCCGCCUUCUCUCCCCCUCGCCGUCUUCUUCGCUUCCCUCCCGCCCCAAGCCUCUGAGCUUGUCGCCGCGGGCUACCUGGCAGGCGGCGGAGUUGGAGAAGGGGGACGCCGCUGCGGAGCCUGCGGGCCCCUCGGCGCCGGCUCCUCCGUCCCUCCCCUUCCGCGUGGGCCAUGGAUUCGACCUCCACAGGCUCGAGCCGGGCUUGCCCCUCAUCAUCGGCGGGGUCAGCAUCCCUCAUGAUCGGGGAUGCGAAGCCCAUUCUGAUGGUAUUUUCAGAGGCCUUUCUUCCCCCCUCUCCUCAUCAGUGCGCUGCCGCAAUGCUGCAGAUCGUUGACUAGCUGUUCGGAAACAUGCGAUGCAGGUGAUGUCCUCCUGCACUGUGUAGUGGAUGCGAUACUGGGAGCCCUGGGGCUUCCCGACAUCGGCCAGAUCUUCCCCGACAGUGAUCCCAAGUGGAGGGGGGCCGCUUCGUCUGUUUUUAUCAAGGAGGCGGUGAGUCUCGCGCUCCUUCCUCUCCUCUGGACAUGAAUUCGUUCUUUUAAUCAUUGGACUAAAAUAGUUUUGCUCAAUCACCGUUUCAUCAUUCGUUCUAAGGACGCUCUAAAAUAGCAGAAUCAUUGACUCUGUCUACAAUCUCAUCAAAAGCUUCAUGAUCAAGGGAUUGUCAAACAUGGGUCCGCGCUGUUUCCUCUCCUCUGGACAUAAAUUCGUUCUUUUAAUCAUUGGAUUAAAAUACUUCUGCUAAAAUACCGCUUCUUCAUUCGUUCUAAGGACGCUCUGAAAUAGCAGAAUCUUUAGAUCAGUUGAACACAGUUACUCAUUAUAUCCAUCGAAAGUUAACGGCUCUUUCUACAAUCUCAUCAAAAGCUUCAUGAUCAGGAGGGGGAUUAUUAAAUAUGGGUUCCAAAAAAUUCCGUUUCUGACCCUUCAAAUGCGCAUUUUCCAUCAUUAUUCGCAUCCUCUUGCACAUACGAGAACACGGAAUUCAUAUAAAAAAAAAAAGUGUGGCGAGCGAUUUAUUCCUUAUUUGGUUACCUGGGUAGUGAGCAUAAUCUUUGCUUUUGAGGCAUUUAACUUCUUAAGGGGGGAUCCAUCAUCUUAUGCGAGAAGCACGUAACUAAUUGAUCAUAGGAUCAUCCUUGCAUAUCAUUGCUUCUCUUCACCCCCACCCUAAAUGGAAAACAAGAGACAAAUUAUCACUAGAUCUUAUCAAUUUUUUCUACCAAAUUAAGUCGUUUAAAUCUAACUAAUUGAACAUGGUAUGAUCCUAAAAAUAUCACUACACACACAUCCCCCGUCAAAAAAGGGAAAUCCCAUCAUCAUCUGGUUUUUUUCAUGAAUAUUUCUGCCAAAUUAAUUACCUAAAUAUAGCAGCAUCAACAGAACAAGGUCUAAUUACCAUGGAUGGAUGAAUCAUGGACAUGAAUGUGUAUGAUUUAUUGAUUAGCAGUGUAUUAUUUUCAAUUUCAGGUUCAGCUCAUGCACAAGGCGGGGUAUGAGCUUGGAAACCUAGAUGCCACAUUGAUCCUGCAAAAGCCCAAGGUGAGCCCUCACAAGGAGGCCAUAAGGGCCAACCUAUGCAAUCUCCUUGGGGCUCACCCAUCCGUCGUGAAUCUCAAAGCAAAGACCCACGAGAAGGUCGACAGCCUUGGCGAGAACCGGAGCAUUGCGGCCCACACUGUGGUGCUCCUGAUGAGGAGGUGA
Spirodela intermedia is the source of this 1790-nucleotide messenger RNA. Lineage: Eukaryota; Viridiplantae; Streptophyta; Magnoliopsida; Alismatales; Araceae. The record is from the annotation of a GenBank genome assembly.